Lachnellula hyalina is the source of this 924-nucleotide messenger RNA. Its product is annotated as Dioxygenase. The record is from RefSeq and is a predicted model, not a curated record. NCBI's taxonomy places the organism in Eukaryota, Fungi, Ascomycota, Leotiomycetes, Helotiales, Lachnaceae. The transcript has 2 exons. The coding region runs from base 1 to 924 and encodes 307 amino acids.
AUGGCUUUCAACGAUGACCGGGACAGACCGUUACCUGAAGUGAAGAGCUUCGAUAGUGCUACUGUGACAAAUGAAGAUAUUGUCGCAGCACUGAUAAAAGCCGGUGGAUGUGUUAUUAAAAACGUACUCACUCCGGAUGUUUUGGCUGAAAUCGAGAAGGACACGAGAGAGCACAUCACGGCAGACAAACCUUGGGAUGGUACCUUCUUUCCCAUUCAAACUCGUCGAGUCAAUGGCCUAGCAUCAAAAUCCAAGAUCUUCAUGGAGAAGCUAGUGAACAACAAGAUCUUGCAAGACUGUUCCGAGACCAUGUUGUCCAGUACGGUUCAGAAUUGGGUCGGUGAUGUUUUCGAGACCAGCACAUCGCACCCGCAACUUCACAACACUAUUGUCUUUUCGAUUGGCCCUGGAGCUGCUCCGCAGCCUUUACAUCGCGAUGACAUGGUACACCAUCGUAUUCUCCAGCGGAAGGACUCGCUUGAUUACACCAUGGGCCAGGAUAGCGCCAUUGGCUUCUUCGUUGGGGGAAAGAAGACCUCCAAGGCGAAUGGCGCCACGCGAUUCAUUCCAGGGUCUCAUCUCUGGGAUCAUGCCACUCCACCAUCGGAAGAACUGGCUGUCUAUGCUGAGCUGGAAGCUGGAGAUGGGUUCAUUAUGCUCGCGUCAUGUUACCAUGGUGGAUCGGCAAACACGACUGAGGAUCAAGAACGCUUGGUGUAUAGUUGUUUUAUGACGAAGGGAUAUCUACGUCAAGAAGAAAACCAGUACUUGAACAACAAACCAGAAGUUCUCAAUCAAUUCUAUAGCGACGAGAUGCUUAAACUCAUUGGAUACAAUCUCAGUGCACCGUUCCUUGGAUGGGUUAAGGAGGGCCAUCCAUUGGCUGCUCUUGGAAGGGAGCAGCCACUGGGAGAUAUGUAUUAA